CUCUUGGUGAAUAAUCACAUCCAGCCUGGUGAACCCUGAUCAAAAUGUUUUCUUACUGAUUCCUCGUUCUAAUUUCAGCUCCAAGAAAAUCAGGACGAAAUUGAGAACAUGAUGAAUGCAAUAUUCAAGGGUGUGUUUGUACACAGAUAUCGUGAUGCCAUAGCUGAGAUCAGAGCGAUCACUAUAGAGGAGAUAGGAAUGUGGAUGAAGCUCUACAGUGACGCCUUCCUCAACGACAGCUACCUGAAAUACGUAGGCUGGACCAUGCAUGACAAGCAAGGCGAGGUGCGUCUGAAAUGUUUGACAGCGCUGCAGGGUCUCUACUACAACAGAGAACUGAACACCAGACUGGAGCUGUUCACCAGCCGCUUCAAGGACCGCAUCGUCUCCAUGACUUUAGACAAGGAGUACGAUGUCGCAGUACAAGCAAUUAAACUGCUCACUCUGGUACUACAUAGUACAGAUGAGGUACUGAGCCCGGAGGACUGUGAGAGCGUCUAUCACCUGGUCUACUCCGCCCACCGACCGGUCGCCAUAGCAGCCGGGGAGUUCCUCUUCAAGAAACUGUUCAGUACACGGGAGCCGGAAGAGGAGGGCGCCCCCAAGAGGAGAGGAAGACAAAGCCCCAACGCCAACCUCAUCAAAACUACUGUUUUCUUCUUCCUGGAGAGCGAGCUCCAUGAGCACGCUGCGUACCUGGUGGACUCUCUGUGGGAGAGUGGAGCAGACCUGUUGAAGGACUGGGAGUGUAUGACCAGCCUGCUACUGGAUGACCCUGUGCCAGGGGAGGAAGCCCUGACAGACAGACAGGAGACGGCUCUCAUAGAGAUAAUGCUGUGUACGGUGCGCCAGGCUGCAGAGUGCCACCCGCCCGUAGGCCGCGGAACCGGGAAGAGGGUGAUGACAGCGAAGGAGAAGAAGACCCAGCUAGAUGACAGGACCAGGAUGACAGAGCUGUUUGCUGUGGCAUUGCCUCCUCUGCUGGCCAAAUACUCCAUAGAUUCAGAAAAGGUGACCAACCUGCUGCAGCUCCCUCAGUUCUUUGACCUGGAUAUCUACACCACAGGACGACUAGAGAAGCACUUGGAGGCGUUGCUGCGUCAGAUCAGGGAGAUCGUGGAGAAACACACAGACACAGAGGUUCUGGAGGCGUGCUCGAAGACCUACCACGCUCUCUGCAACGAGGAGUUCACCAUCUUUAACAGAGUGGACAUCGCCAGGUCACAGCUGCUCGAUGAACUGGUGGACAAAUUCAACAGACUGCUGGAAGACUUCUUACAAGAGGGUGAAGAGCCUGAUGAUGAUGAUGCCUACCAGGUCCUGUCUACUCUCAAGAGAAUCACGGCCUUCCACAAUGCCCAUGACCUGUCCCAGUGGGAUCUGUUCAGCAGUAACUUCAAGUUGCUCAACACGGGCAUUGAGAACGGAGACAUGCCAGAGCAGAUAGUGGUCCAUGCCCUACAGUGUACCCACUACGUUGUCCUGUGGUACUUGGCCAAGGUCUCAGAGGGCAGCCACAGAAAGGAGGACAUGGUGAGCCUGAGGAAACAGAUGCGGAUGUUCUGUCUGAUGUGUCAACGUUACCUCACCAACGUCAACACAACCGUCAAGGAACAGGCGUUCACCAUCCUGUGUGAUGUGUUGCUGGUCUUUAGUCAUCAGAUGGUAUCGGGAGGCAGAGAGCAGCUGGAGCCGCUGGUCUACAGUCCUGAUGACUCGUUACAGACAGAGCUACUAUCCUUCAUACUGCACCAUGUGUUUAUAGACCAGGACGAUGACAACGGCAGCACAGAUGGCCAGCAGGAUGACGAGGCAGCGAAGAUAGAAGCUCUUCACAAGAGACGUAACCUCCUGGCUGCCUACUGUAAACUUAUCAUCUAUAACGUAGUAGAGAUGAACACUGGAGCUGACAUCUUUAAACAGUACAUGAGGUAUUAUAAUGACUAUGGUGACAUCAUCAAGGAGACCAUGUCUAAGACCAGACAGAUAGACAAGAUCCAAUGUGCCAAGACACUCAUCCUCAGUCUACAACAGUUGUUCCAUGAGAUGAUGUCAGAGUUGGGGACAGGAUUUGACCGCUCGUCCUCAGCGUUCUGUGGGAUCAAGGAGCUGGCCAGACGUUUCUCUCUCACCUUUGGUCUGGACCAGGUGAAAACACGAGAUGCUAUCGCCAUGCUGCACAAGGAUGGUAUAGAGUUUGCGUUUAAGGAGCCCAGUCCCCAGGGAGAAGGAAACCCUCCUCUUCACCUGGCCUUCCUAGACAUCCUCUCUGAGUUUUCCUCCAAACUAAUGAGGCAGGACAAGAGGACUGUUCACAUGUAUCUGGAGAGGUUCAUGACCUUCCAGAUGGCCCUCCAGAGAGACGACUGCUGGCUACCGCUCAUCUCCUACAGGAACUCCCUGCAGGCCGGCGGGGACGACGACACCAUGUCGGUUGUCUCCGGCUACUCCUCCAGAGGGUCGUCGGUCAGAUCCAAGAAGACCAAGGCUGCUACUCCCACUGCUGCCGUCGCUGCAGCCAAGAGGAAACUCCCUGAAGCGGAGGAGAGCAGCAGCAGUAGUACAGAUGUGUUGUGGCAGCACCAGAGCAUGCAGACGCCCGUGAUGAUGCCCUCCCCCCACCUCACCUCUACCAUGAUGAGAGGACCAGGGGACAUGAGGGGGGAGGCCAAACGGGGGAGAGACGACAGCUAUAUAGGAGUGUACGCCCUCCCUUCAGACUCCCAGCAGCAGCCACACCCUCACACACUCCCCCAAACCCCUCAACUCCACCAGACACCCAUCGACUACAAUACCCAGGUGACGUGGAUGCUGGCUCAGAGGCAGCAGGAGGAGGUUCGUCAGCAGCAGGAGAGGGCCAUGAACUACGCCAAGCUCAGGACCAACCUGCAACAGGCCAUUCGGCGUGGUACAGGGCUGAUGGAAGAGGAUGAGGAGCCUAUCGUAGAGGACGUGAUGAUGUCAUCAGAGGGUCGUAUGGAAGACCUCAACGAGGGCAUGGACUUUGACACCAUGGACAUCGACCUGCCCCCCUCUAAGAACAGGAGAGAGAGAUCAGAGCUGAAACCAGACUACUUUGACCCUGGUUCCAUCAUGGAUGAGUCUGUCCUUGGAGUGUCCAUGUUUUAAACUGGUAUUUGUCGACAGAGGAGAGGCGUACCCUAUUUAUGGAGACGUUAAGCUGCAGAUCAGAAGUGUUCUCUGGUUUAUCCUCCAUGGUCUAACGCACAGUGUUGCUCGCUCAGAGGGGACUGAAUGAAAACAAAAUGCUUUUUCUAAUCCUUGGGUAAGCUGUCACCUUACAGUUAGUGACCAACCAGUUCCAAACCCAGAACAAUCCUCCACGCGCUUCGUCUGAAGGAAGUUCUAUAGUUCUAUAGCUCUAUAGUUCUUCAGUUCUACAAGGUUUUAUUUUUCUUCCAACAGGAGAUGGAAUGAGUUGUAAGAUGUCCUCUAACAUGUCUUCUAACCCUCUCUAUGCUAGUAUAGUGAGUAACCCGGCGCGGUGUAGUCAUUUAGACACAGAUUGUUAGAAGGAAAGGUAGCUAGCUGUGGUAGAAGUGGACGGACAUGGUCUUUAUGCUAGUUUCAGUUUUUUUCCUUUCUCCCAUGUUGGACUGUCAGUAGAAUCUGUUGGUUCUGUGGUUGUGAUGACGACGACUGCUGGUGGUUGUUGGUGACCUGUUGAAUAGAUCAGCUGUGAGAGUCAUGGAUGUAGCAACACGCAUCCAGACGUUUUCCAAGUGCAGAGUAGAAAUAGCGCCACACUGUCGUACAUCCUUCAGUGUAGUUUCUGUCAACGUUUGGACCAGAGGGUCUGUCCGUCAUAUCCAACUGUGUGUGUGGGUAGUGUUUCUAUUCCGUGGUUGUUGAAUACAGUCUGAGGACCCCGGUAGUUGCUGUGAAGAGGCCCAGGGUGCGUCUCAAAAGUAGUGCACUAUAUAGGGAAUAGGGCUCUGGUCUAAAGUAGUGCACUAUAUAGGGAAUAGGGCUCUGGUCUAAAGUAGUGCACUAUAUAGGGAAUAGGGCUCUGGUCUAAAGUAGUGCACUAUAUAGGGAAUAGGGCUCUGGUCUAAAGUAGUGCACUAUAUAUAGGGAAUAGGGUGCCAUUUGGGACGAAGACCCAGUGUUUAACAAGGAACUAGGCUGCCGCACAAGUCCUGAAGCUUACCCAAAGAUUUGGAUCCUUCUCCCUAUCUGAAGAGACUACUCUCCCGACGGACAGCGAGGUGAUCCUCUCUCUGGUAGUGCCACCACUGUGUUGACUCAGAGACAAGCAAGCAGCAUGUUAAUAGACAGAAAAUCCAGCAUAUUUAGUGUUGAAAUGGCUAUCUCUAAAUUUUAAAUAAAGUUAUAUAUGAAUCGGUGCUGAUUUUAUAACUGUGCUUUUUUUAAAUUAAAAUGUUCAACAUAAGUUAAGGUUUCAUAAAUGUGUAAAACUGUUUAAAAUGGAAAGCAUGUGUCGUCAUGCGGCGAUGAAGAUUUUUACAUUUGUAUUUUUGUUUUUCUUUGUCUUAAUGUUUUGGGGUUUCUACCUCUUGUUUUUCCUACGUGUAAAUUAGUUUGGAUAAGACUCAUUAUGAAAAAAAUAAAUGUGACUUGUGAAAUAUCA
Molecule: messenger RNA, 4612 nt
Organism: Oncorhynchus masou masou (cherry salmon)
Lineage: Eukaryota; Metazoa; Chordata; Actinopteri; Salmoniformes; Salmonidae
Product: cohesin subunit SA-2-like
Exons: 25
Coding region: 109-3129 (1006 amino acids)
Biological process (GO): sister chromatid cohesion
Cellular component (GO): nucleus; cohesin complex; chromatin
Molecular function (GO): chromatin binding
Source: RefSeq, a predicted model, not a curated record